AUGGAGGUGUUGGGAAAGCCAUUGUUUGGUUUCUCACCGUUUGGUUCAGCAGUGGUGUCUGGAAAACUGCUGGUGUUUCUCCCACCAUCUGGGUUAUCGGUGGUGUCUGGAGAACUACCGAUUGUACUCCUACCAUCUGGUUUAUCGGUGGUGUCUGGAAGGCUACCGGUUGUGCUCUUGCCAUCUGGUUGGGCGGUGGUGGUGUCUGAAAAAACCAUCGGUUAUGUGCCUGCCAUCUGGUUUGGCGGUUGUUGCUGGAAGAAACUCAGUGUGGCGCUAAUGUCUUCCACCAUUGGCGGUGUCGUACUGCUUGAUAUAUCCGUUAGUUGGGGUGCUUGUAUUGGAGUUCUUUGUGUUGACACGGCGGCGGAAGAAGUUUGUCCUCCGUCGACCGAUGGUUGUGGCCCGAUUGUUGGUGCAACAGUUAUCUUCGAACCGCCUACUUGUGACGUUUCGCCGGUGAUUACUGUGGGAAUCGGGUUGGUGGUUUGUUCCAGCGACAUCAUAGGCCUGAUUGGGCUGGUUGACGCUCCACCGGUUCCCCUGGUGUCGUCGGACUCCAAUUUUCACUGA
Messenger RNA from Lactuca virosa, 573 nucleotides. The record is from the annotation of a GenBank genome assembly. NCBI's taxonomy places the organism in Eukaryota, Viridiplantae, Streptophyta, Magnoliopsida, Asterales, Asteraceae.